Molecule: messenger RNA, 1568 nt
Organism: Larimichthys crocea (large yellow croaker)
Lineage: Eukaryota; Metazoa; Chordata; Actinopteri; Sciaenidae
Product: protocadherin beta-16-like
Exons: 1
Coding region: 309-1568 (419 amino acids)
Biological process (GO): homophilic cell-cell adhesion
Cellular component (GO): plasma membrane
Molecular function (GO): calcium ion binding
Source: RefSeq, a predicted model, not a curated record
UUAAUUUCUUCGUAUUGAACUUUAUUUUGAACAUUGUGCCUUUCUGCAGUGCAAGUGUUUGGACUCUCAGGGCCGCUGUUGGCUAAUGUAGAGACUUCCCCCGCAUCAUUUGUCACAUUAAACAGAGAAAGAGACACACAUACACCACACAAGCGUCGUUGUAGAAACCGAGAGAUAUCCGCGCCGCGCUUCCUUUUUCUCGGAAUCAAGAAACACAUAAAAAAUAUUUCUCUGGAUCACUUUGUAAAAGAGGACCUUGACGUUUUGGAAUAUCUCUCUUUAAAUCUACAGCGUUUGUCGAAGAUAAAAUGUCGGGCAGAACAAUGAGACGGCAAGUACUGUUGUUUAUCUCGAUUUUUUUCCUCAGCUCAGUGUUCGGGCAGGUCACAUACUCCAUUCCCGAGGAAAUGACAAAAGGGUCUCUGGUUGGUAACAUAGCGCAGGAUUUAGGAUUAGACGUGAAAAGACUGAAGUCUGGUAAAGCCCGAAUAUAUACAGAGGACAAUGCGGAAUACAUCGAGCUGAAUAAAGACAGAGGAGCCCUACUUGUGAAAGAGAGGAUCGACAGAGAGGCGCUCUGUGGACAGACAACACCUUGCGCUUUACAUCUUCAAAUUACCCUCGAAGAUCCGAUUGAAUUCUUUACAGUUACAGUCGAAAUUAAUGACAUUAACGACAAUGCACCGAGCUUCAAAAAGGAUGAGAUGAAAUUUAGGAUUAGUGAGUCGGCUGUGAUUGGAGCAAAAUUUGUGCUAGAAAGAGCUAUGGAUCUCGAUGUCGGUGUUAACGGACUGCAGAGUUAUUCGUUAAAGCCUACAGACAACUUUCAUAUUAAACUCCAAAAUCAACAAGACGGAAGUAAAAAGGUAGAGAUGAUUUUGCAAAAACAUCUAGACCGAGAGGCGCAAGAGCACCUCUCUUUAACUCUCACAGCUAUUGAUGGCGGUGAUCCUCAUCUGUCGGGAACAAUGCGAGUAGAAAUUUCAGUGCUUGACGCAAAUGACAAUGCUCCUGUAUUUACGCAAGAAGUAUAUAAGGUUACAAUAAUGGAGACUGCGCCGAAGGGAACAGUUUUGAGUACCGUUAGAGCUCUAGAUGCAGAUCAAGGUUCAAAUGGAAAGGUGUCAUAUUCAAUAACAAACACGUUGGACGAUGUCCCUCUUAUUUUUCAAAUCGACGAAGAAAAUGGUGUUGUCGCUUUAUCUGGAAAUGUGGAUUAUGAAAAGGCACAGCACUAUGAAAUACACGUACAAGCUAGUGAUGAUGGAGGACUAACAGAUUCGUGUAAGAUUAUUGUUGAGGUUACCGAUACGAACGAUAAUCACCCGUCUAUUAAUAUUAUGUCUAAGACUAACUCGAUAUCUGAAAAUUCUAAGCCGGGAACUGUAGUAACUAUAUUUAAUGUUCAAGAUCCUGACUCUGGAGAAAAUGGCAAAGUGACGUGUAAUAUCGAUGAACACAUGCCAUUUCUAAUGAAAGCAACGUCGAAAAAAUUCUUUAGCUUGGUAACCGACAGUGAAUUAGACAGAGAGAGAGCCUCUGAGUAUAACAUCACAGUGACGCUCUGA